AAAGAAAUCGCACUAAUAUUUGAUUCGGUUGGGCGCCAUUGCAGAAACAGAGCGUGUAUAACACAUAAACCCCAGAAAUUAGCAGUAGUUGCACCAGCAUACCAAUACCUGUUUAGGAUAUGCACCAGCAACUAAGACUUGGUUAUCCAGUUCAUAUAUAAGGCGAUGUUGGAUUCACGGUCUACCGACUACUAGCUGAGAUCUGCCUGUUAGCAAUCAAAUCCAAAUGCUGCCCCUCCAGAUGAUAAUAGUCCUGGUAUCCAUGUCUUUGGUUGUGUCCCCUUCCAUGGGCAUAGCAACGGACGACAAGUGCAAGUGCCUCAUGUGCGUCUGCGACCUGGAUCCGCACCCGCUGCCGCCGGCAAUGCCGUCGCACCACCCAGCGCCUCCUCAGCACGAGUACAAGUACCCGCCACCGUCAGAGCCGGAGCCUGAGCCAGAGCCGGAGCCACGGCCGGAGCCACAGCCGGAACCGGAGCCACGGCCGGAGCCACAGCCGGAGCCAGCGACACAGCACUGCCCGCCUCCGCCGGAGGCUGUGCCGACGCCGGCGUACUACUACCCACCGCCGUCGGAGCCGGAACCAACGCCCGUGUACUACCUUCCACCGCCGGCUGAGCCGUACGUGUACCCGUACGUGCAGCCGGCGCCGGUGUUUGGCAUAGUGGGCACGCCGGGGCAGAUGUACCCGCGCGACAGCAUGUUCUACCCGUCCAGCGCCCACCGGAAGCUGUGUCGUGGGAUAUCUUCUGCAAUCCUCGCCUCCUCGAUUGUGGCAGCAGGGCUACUGUCAAUGCUCGUGUAGCUUUCGUACAAACCAUUCUGUCCACAGACUGAACCUGAUCAGCAACCAAUUGGCAUGUAAUGCUUCAUUCCGCUGACGAUGCUAACCCUGUUUAUUUUUCAUUUUGUUUGCUUCAUUUCAAAUGUGUAACACUGAAUUUUGUUCA
Molecule: messenger RNA, 950 nt
Organism: Hordeum vulgare subsp. vulgare (domesticated barley)
Lineage: Eukaryota; Viridiplantae; Streptophyta; Magnoliopsida; Poales; Poaceae
Product: protein TsetseEP-like
Exons: 1
Coding region: 227-805 (192 amino acids)
Source: RefSeq, a predicted model, not a curated record